AUUUGCUAAGAAAACGAUGUUUUUAAAGGGAAACCAAGGUUGAUGAGGUCUGCUGUGGGCACAGCAGGUGGAAGGUUGUUGCUAGUUGCUGGGUGCCGUGGAGCAGAGGAGCUGUGCCACUCCCCCGUUCGUCCUCUCAUGCCCCCUCUGUGUCCGUUUCCCAGUGUAUCGGUGACCCCACGCCCCCACCCAACCCCUACCUGAUCCAUCCUGUCGUGUUGCCACCCUAGCCCUAAGCCACCUUCUCACCCCAUGCUUGGGACAAAGCCAGCUCACUGCCAGCCCAAUGACUGCCUGGAUCGUCCUGCCUGUCAGCUUGGCUGCCUUCUGCAUCACGGGAAUAUGGAUAGUAUAUGCUAUGGCUGUGAUGAAUCACCAUGUUUGUCCUGUGGAGAACUGGUCUUACAAUGUAACAUGCGCAGAGGACUUGCCCCGACCAGGCUUCCCCAAGACUUGUUGCACCAUACAGGACAUCCCCCUAAUCAGUAAAUGUGGUUCUUACCCUCCUGAAAGCUGCCUAUUCAGCCUGAUUGGCAACGUUGGAGCCUUUAUGGUGGUGAUGGUGUGCUUUCUACGCUACGCCCAGGUGAUUGAACACAGCCACCAGUCUUGGGUCAACACCAGUGCGCUGGUGUCUGGCUGCACAAAUGCCGUCGGUCUGGUCAUGGUUGGCAACUUCCAGGUUGAUCACGCCAAAUCCCUCCAUUAUAUCGGUGCUGGUGUUGCGUUCCCUGCAGGGUUGCUGUUUGUAUGCUUGCAGUGUGUGCUCACCUACCGAGUGGCUGUGACCACCCUGGACUACUGGAUGGCUCAUUUCCGGGUGGCUCUGGCGCUGGGAGCCAUGGUCUCCCUCGUCCUCAGCGGCAUCUUCUUCAUACACGAAAGCUUCAUCCUUCAGCACGCAGCCGCCAUUUGCGAGUGGGUCUUCACUGUGGACAUCUUAGUCUUCUAUGGUACCUUCACCUAUGAGUUUGGCACUGUCACCACUGAGACCAUGAUGGCAGGCCUGCAGCAGAGUCAGCAUGGCUCAGGGGUCAUCAUGGACCCCAUGUCCAGGGCGUCGACACUGGGGGGGGCAACCAAGGGUCUAAAGUCCCCUGGGGGCAGCAGCACGUCCACACAUCUCAACUGUACCCCAGAGAGCAUAGCUAUGUUGUAGCUCUGUCUAAAAGGUCAUUGGAGAGUUGCUCCAUGGGCAACAAGAGAGCAAAUUCUUAUAACUCCAACCUCAACACCAGGUAUUUCCACUGAUAAUGCUCUAGAGUCUUUUUCUCCCUGGUUCUCACUACAGAUUAGGUUGAAUGUUUGGAGCCAGCUCGAAAACUGGAACCAUGAAUGUUUUCAAAGAUGGCGGUUGAUAAUGGCGACUCUGCACGGUGUUUGUCUCUAAAGUUCUUGAUCAAAAAGACAAAGUUCCUCCAACCCUCAAAGUUUCGCCGCCUCCUCUGACAUUCUUGUCCAAUGCUUUGCGCGGCCCACCUCUUUUGGCCUUUUGCUUCUCUGCACGGCACUGCUCCUGAAUGGAACAACACAAGUUUAUGUUUGGUUUUUGCAUCAGAAAAAUAGAAAAUACUGAAUGUUGAGAAGUGAAUAGCUAUAGUAUAUUUUACAGACUGUAAGUCUAAUUUAAUCAAUCAUUCAUUAAUAACUUGAAAGAUAUACAACCAUUGAAUUUAUCUGCUUUUAUUUGAUUGCACUUAUAAUUUAAAUGCAGAUAGUCUAUUUUAAGUUUUUUUUACAUGUCUAGGCUGGUCUCAAUCAUUCAUGUUGGCGCAAAACACUGGUUGGUCUUUUCUGUUAUCACUCACUUUCAGCUGAGAAUUGAGUAUUGCACUCUCUAUUAGUUUGGAUUUUUCAAUCCAAAGUCACAUGAAAUGUCAAAGUAAGAAUCAUCCAAUAGUUUACACUCCUCUGGAGUGAGUAAUGCCUUUCUCAGAGUGUUGGAGCUGAACACAGGACUCGUGAGUUUUAAAAGGUGAGACUGACAUUUCAAGUGGCCUAUAUGUAAUGAUAUAAAUGAGUGAAGGUAAAACUGUAAUCUGACUUUCGUAUUAACUGUAUAACAUAGUUCUUGUUCUAACACUGAUCGCAUUCCAGGCUGGAUCCCUGGAAGCCUUAUUUGAGUUAAAGAAAUGUCUUUUUUUAUGAAGUAUGGAGUCAUGUGAAGCCUUCUCAGAAGUUUUUCUUCACAGCAGAGGGGUGCACAGUGACUUACGAGAGUUGUCACAGCCCCCCAAACACUGGCAUAUUUAGUGAUGUUACAACCACUAACUUCAAUGUAAUUUAUCGAGAUUUUAUGGGAUAGGCCAACACAAUGUAGCACAAAACUGUGAAAUCCAAUGAAAAUCGGCUUUGUAAAUAGAGAUCUGAAAAGUGUGGCUUGAACAGACAGCAUCUGUAAACAGUCAUUUUCAAGUCUUGCCACAAAUUCUCAAUUGGCUUUAGGUCUGAACUUUGACUGGGCCAUUCUAACACAGAUGUGGCCAUUGUAGUCGUGGUUGAGACUCCAAGUCUUAAAUCGUUUCCAAUCUCUAACUCAGUUCUUCCAGUUUCUUUCCAUGUAUUUUGCUCAUUUCAAGUUGCCAUGAGCUCCGCUCAGCUUUGCUAUCCAUGCUAAAGAAAAACAUCCCCACCAUGAUGUUUCACCAUGAGAAUGGUGUUUUCAGGGUCAUGUGCAGUGUUAGUUUCUUCCACACACACAUGGCAUUUUUUUAUUUCUUUCAACAAAGAUUUUGUUCCUGCCAUACUUGCAUAAAAGCCAAAUUUGUAGUGCACAACUAAUAGUAGUUGUGUCAACUGAAUCAUCCAGCUGAGCUGUGGAUAUCGUUUGCUCCUCCAAAGUUACCAUGGGCCCCUUGGGAAUGUUGUCUAACAAACCUCUGAGGCGAUUGCAAUUCAAUAAUGGCACACAUCUGACGAAUCAGCACUAGCACCUAAGUUGCAGCCAGCAGUUUGAGAGUGACCUUUCUACUGUUCUUGUUGCUGAGAGCAGCCUAUGAUAAUUGAUCAUAAACUUUCUGAAAUAAUGUGGGAGACCCUUUUUACAUUUCAGAUCUAACAUGAAUUACAGAUCCAUUUUCCGCACAAAUCUUUUAAUAAAAUAUUCCAUAUUUUGUUCAGUGUUGAGCAUAUAAAUGAAAAAAAACAAACUUUUUUUGCUUAAUUAUUUAAAGAUCUAUUUUUGUUGGCCCAUGAGUAGUUUCAACUUUACAGUUUUUACCUGCACGCAGGAAGUGUGGACACCACUACUUUGAGGCCUUCACAGCAUCCAUACCCUGAUGAGAUGACACACAAGUGGACCUCUGAAGGCAAUUAAUUGAACUAGAUUUUAUUUAGGGGUAUCGGACGAGAUACAAAUCCAUGCUAUGCAUUAAUAAAAUACAUUGAAGGAUGUGGUUGUAACAUGGCAAAGGGUGAAUAAGUUCAAGGCUUAAGAAAACCUUUACAAGGUGUAAUGUUUUUUAGAAUUGGUGCUGUCACGACAGUGUUACAAUAAGACACUGCCACACGUUAUCGACUGACUUCAGAGUUUACUGUACUUGUGUUUUCCCCCUUUUAUCAGUUGCUGUAGCCAAUUUGUUAUUGAAGAAAACUACUGUUGUGAACUAGCCGGACAGCAGACUGCCACACAAUGCUCAGGAUCACCCUACGGAGGUUACGCUCAGAUGAAGGUUUUCAGCAAGCCAAUGAGCUGCUUCUCAGUGAGCUAGGUUUCAUAAAGCACACAUAUAACCUGCAUUUCUGUCCACUGUGUAGCGUUGAUAUAUUUUAUUUUGUCUAACACACAGGAUGCCAGCAAUACACAUUUUACACAUAAAAGGUCACAUCUCCUACCUCUUAUGUGGGUUUGAGGUGAAAGAUGAGCGCUGCAGCUUUUCAACUUGAAAGUAUUUUCUGUGGUCAGGGUUCAGGAAAUCACAGCUCUGUCCAAUAGUGUUUUUCACAAUGUGACAAGGGUUGGGUGAUGCUGUUACAUAAGCUGCAUGACUACAUGGACUUCUUAUUGCUUACUGUUCACAAAAAAAAGUUGAACAUGACGUUAUGGUUGGACUGCAGAAAACCAUGCCAAAAAAGACUGGAGUAUACAGUUUUCUUUCUGUUUGUGUUUGUGUGUCAGAAGCAGGGAUAUGAAAUGGUAUGAAGUGCACCGUUUCAGCCUUAUCCCUUGUACUUUGCCAAUGGACUUUUUUUUUUUUAACUUAUGUUCAGCUGUAGCCUGUUUUUGCCAUAUUGUAACCAGGUCAAUGUGCGACUCUUAACGGGAGCUUGUGUGAGCAGGGUUGAAACAGCUUCUGUACCAUUAAUACCAUUCUCAACAUGCCAAAUAUUCAAAUGAAAGGUGGAUAUUUUCUUUUUGUUCUUUAGGUCAUUGUGUACACUGUUAAAGGGUUUGUUUGUGUGGAGCCUUAUAUUUUAGAAGGCUGCAUGACUACGUCUUCAACACUCAAACCACAGAUCCAAAUGUCUAUAAAAUGUACUCUUCCCGUCUCCUGUAAAUUUGAAAAAGAUAUAAAUGAAGGCACCAGAGGAACCCCUGUAAGAAAGGUCAACAGAAAGUAUGUUUCCUUUUAUAAAUUCUGUAAAUAUGUAUGAUUUUUGUCUAUCAUUUAGGCCUUUUGUUUUGACAGAGAUUUAUAUUCAAAUAUGAAAUAAAAAGAAAUUAUUAUCAAA
Molecule: messenger RNA, 4671 nt
Organism: Girardinichthys multiradiatus
Lineage: Eukaryota; Metazoa; Chordata; Actinopteri; Cyprinodontiformes; Goodeidae
Product: transmembrane protein 150A-like
Exons: 8
Coding region: 287-1159 (290 amino acids)
Biological process (GO): protein localization to plasma membrane
Source: RefSeq, a predicted model, not a curated record